Nycticebus coucang (slow loris) is the source of this 6828-nucleotide messenger RNA. RefSeq names its product A disintegrin and metalloproteinase with thrombospondin motifs 7-like. Gene Ontology annotation, molecular function: metalloendopeptidase activity. The record is from RefSeq and is a predicted model, not a curated record. Gene Ontology annotation, biological process: extracellular matrix organization; proteolysis. Lineage: Eukaryota; Metazoa; Chordata; Mammalia; Primates; Lorisidae. Gene Ontology annotation, cellular component: extracellular matrix.
AUGUCGCGAGUGACAGCAGGAUUUGAAAACCAGGAUGCUAGGACAUCCCUGCAGUGUCUGUCAUUGGACUCUGAGUGGAUGGGCAAUUGUGGACAGGCCCUAGAGUGGGACUUCUUGUCAGCAGGAGAGCAGAUCCUGCUACCAGAGCUGAGACUGCCUCUAGCUCACCAGCGCAGGAGUGCAGCCCCAGGCAUAGCACCCUGCCCACCUUUUAUUUUCACUAUCUGCAUGGUGGUGGCCUUCAGGUGUGCCCUGGAGGUAGCGAAGUUGGUGCUCCUGGCAGCUGCACAUGAGGAAGUGUUGAUCCAUGGAAAUGAGCAUCACUGCUGGGACCUGCUGUCCAGUUCUGCAUCUUUCUACUUAGGGGUCAUGGACCUGGCAAGGUGCAGCCACUUCCCCAGUGCCCAUGGCAUCACCUCGACCCUGACCCCAGGCUCCCGGGGGCAGCACACAAACAAAGCAGCUUCCCACCCUCCCUCCCCAUGCCCAGUCCUCUGCUGUCCUGACUUCUCAGGCCUCAUGUCUUCCCUGUGGGUGCACACUGGCCCCGACCCCUUCCCCACCCCUGCCAACUGCUGGCUUCCCAUGUCCUAUCCCAGGGCAAUUGUGAGAGUAGGUGAACCUUCCCUUCUCCACCGAUUCCUGAGCCAUGUUGACAAGUUGCUCUACAGUGUGGACGAGGGUAGGAAGAUCCUGGGCAUGGCCUUCUAUGUGCAGUCAAAGGCUCUCAAGAGGCUGGUUCCAUUCCUACGAGGCUUCCUGAAUGGUGAGGUGCAGGUGACAGUGCAGGCUGUGAGGAGCCUGCAGAACAUCAUCCACCAUGGAAAGAACAAGGACAUCCAGGGAAUGUUCUGCAGCAUCUGCCAGCAACUGCGUCCCCUCAUCAAUGAUGAGAGGGAGCCAGUGAGGAUUGCAGCCAUCUCUGCUCUGGGCUACAUGCUGAGACGGGACAAGAAAUAUAAGGCCGGAGCCACCAUGAAAAGGGAACUGUGUAAAUUUCUGCUUCCCUUGCUGCUGAACGUGCAGCAGGAAAACAGCGAAGUGGUCAAGGUCUGUGGAGAGGCCCUCACUGAGUGGGCAAAGGUGAUUGGCUGGGUGCCCCUGACCGACACCUUCCAACACAUCACCCUCAGCAACCACCUGCAGGUGAUACAGGAUACAUGCGCGUACCUGGUACGCAUAGGCAAACAGCCGCUCAUGGGGGACUUACUGUCCCAGAGCUUGGAGAUCUUGGGAAACCCACAGACCUCCCUCAAGGCAGCUGCCCUCACUGUCAUAGGCUGCACCGUUAAGCACAUAAACAUGAACAACGUGCAUGAGGAGGACGUGCGGGUGAUGAGGAGCGCUUUGGAAAGACUAGAAAGGGAUGAAGACCACCAGGUCAGGUCAUUGGCCCAAGAAGUUCUGGCAGAAGUCAGCGAUCCAGCUGCCCAGUUGCCCACUUCCAGGAGGACCAUCAUGGGCAUAAAAGUCCCGGGGAGGAAAAUGCACCUCGUCAAAGACAAGCGUGGGUCAGGAGGGCUGGGGCAGCCUCGGCCGCCAGGGGGGCGCUCUCGGCCCGAUGGGCGUCGGACGUCCGUCGGGGGGCGCUGCGGGCGCCAGGCCUGGGCCCUGCCCCUGGAGCUGCGGACCGCGACACGACUGGACCGGACAGAUAAGAUCGUGAGUGCGGGGUCGCCCGGCGGCCCACGUCCCCGCAGCCCGGCGCCGCUGCGGCGCCCCCUCCUCCUGCUCCUCUGCGCUCUGGCGCUUGGCGCCUCGGGACCCGCACCAGGGCACCCAACCCAGGGCCGGGCGGCUUUGGAUAUCGUGCACCCAGUGCGCGUGGACGCUGGGGGCUCCUUCCUGUCCUACGAGCUGUGGCCCCGCGCGCUGCGAAAGCGGGACGUGUCCGAGCACCACGACGUUCCCGCCUUCUAUGAGCUGCAGUACCGCGGGCGCGAGCUGCACUUCAACCUAACCGCCAACCCUCACCUGCUGGCGCCUGGCUUUGUGAGUGAGACUCGGCGGCAAGGUGGCCUGGGCCGAGGGCACAUCCGGGCCCUCACCCCCGCCUGUCACCUGCUUGGCGAGGUGCAGGAUCCCGAGCUUGAGGGCGGCCUGGUGGCCAUCAGCGCCUGUGAUGGCCUGAAAGGUGUAUUCCAGCUCUCCAGCGAGGACUACUUCAUUGAGCCCCUGGAAGGUGCUCCAGCCCAGCCUGGCCACGCCCAGCCCCACGUGGUGUAUAAGCGCCAAGCACCAGAGAGGCCGGCACAGAGCGGGAAUUUCAGCACUCCAGGCACCUGUGGGGUGCAAACAUCCUUGGACCUGGAGUCUCGACGGGAGCGUUGGGAGCAGCGGCAGCAAUGGCAGCAGCAGCGGUCAAGGCGUCUACACCAGCGCUCGGUCAGCAAGGAGAAGUGGGUAGAGACCCUGGUGGUUGCCGAUGCCAAAAUGGUAGAGUACCACGGGCAGCCACAAAUCGAGAGCUAUGUGCUGACCAUCAUGAACAUGGUGGCCGGCCUGUUUCAUGACCCAAGCAUUGGGAACCCCAUCCACAUCACCAUUGUGCGCCUGCUCCUGCUGGAGGAUGAGGAGGAGGACCUAAAGAUCACACACUAUGCUGACAACACCCUGCGGAGCUUCUGCAAGUGGCAGAGAAGCAUCAACAAAGGAGACGCCCACCCCCUGCACCACGACACUGCCAUCCUGCUCACCAGGAAGGACCUGUGUGCAGCCAUGAACCAGCCUUGCGAGACCCUGGGCCUGUCCCACGUGGCGGGCAUGUGCCAGCCACACCGCAGCUGCAACAUCAACGAGGACACAUGCCUGCUGCUGGCCUUCACUGUGGCCCACGAGCUUGGGCACAGUUUUGGCAUUCAGCAUGACGGAAGCGGCAAUGACUGUGAGCCUGUUGGGAAACGGCCUUUCAUCAUGUCUCCACAGCUCCUGUACGACGCUGCUUCCCUCACCUGGUCCCGCUGCAGCCGAGAGUACGUCACCAGGUUCCUCGACCGUGGGUGGGGCCUGUGCCUGGACGACCCUCCUGCCAAGGACGUCAUUGACUUUCCUGCAGUACCACCUGGUGUCCUCUAUGAUGUGAGCCACCAGUGCCGCCUUCAGUACAGGGCCUACUCUGCCUUCUGUGAUGACAUGGACAGUGUCUGCCACACACUCUGGUGCUCAGUGGGGACCACCUGUCACUCCAAGCUGGAUGCAGCCGUGGACGGCACCAGGUGCGGGGAGAGCAAGUGGUGUCUCAAUGGGGAAUGUGUACCUGUGGGCUCCCGGCCCGAGGCUGUGGACGGUGGCUGGUCUGGCUGGAGUGCCUGGUCCGUCUGCUCGUGGAGCUGUGGCGUGGGUGUGCAGAGCGCUGAGUGGCAGUGCACAGAGCCUGCGCCCAAGUACAAGGGCAAAUACUGUGUGGGUGAGCGGAAAAGCUUCCGCCUCUGCAACCUGCAAGCCUGACCCCCUGGCCGCCCAUCCUUCCGCCACAUCCAGUGCAGCCAGUUUGACGCCAUGCUCUACAAGGGCCAGCUGCACACAUGGGUGCCUGUGGUCAGUGACGUGAACCCCUGCGAGCUACACUGCCGGCCCUUGAACGAGUACUUUGCUGAGAAGCUGAGGGAUGCCGUGGUUGAUGGCACACCCUGCUACCAGGGCCAGGCCAGUCGGGACCUCUGCAUCAAUGGCAUCUGCAAGAAUGUGGGCUGUGACUUUGAGAUUGACUCGGGUGCCAUGGAGGACCCCUGUGGUUUGUGACAUGGCAACGGCUCUACCUGUCACACCGUGAGCAGGACCUUUGAGGAGGCUAAGGUCCUAGGGUAUGUGGACAUAGGGCUGAUCCCAGCUGGCGCGCGUCAGGAGGUAGCUGAGGCUGCCAAUUUCCUAGUGCUGUGGAGUGAAGACCCAGAUAAGUACUUCCUCAAUGGUGGCUGGACUAUCCAGUGGAAUGGGGACUACCAGGUGGCAGGGACCACCUUCACUUACGCACACAUGGGCAACUGGGAGAACCUCACGUCCCCGGGACCCACCAACGAACCUGUCUGGAUCCAGCUGUUGUUCCAGGAGAGCAACCCCGGGGUGCGCUAUGAGUACACCAUCCACAGGGAAGUCCAUGGCCAUGGCGAGGCCACACCGUCAGAGUUCUCCUGGUACUACGGGCCCUGGACCAAGUGCACGGUCACUUGUGGAAGAGGUACACAGAGGCAGAGUGUGUAUUGCACAGAGCGGCAGGCGGGGCCCAUGGAUGAGGAGUACUGUGACCCUCUGGGCUGGACAGAUGACCACCAGCGGAAGUGCAGUGAGGAGCCCUGCCCUGCUAGGUGGUGGGCAGGUGAGUGGCAGCUAUGCUUCAGCUCCUGUGGGCCUAGGGGCCUCUCCUGCCAGACUGUGCUCUGCAUCCGCAGCGUGGGGCUGGAUGAACAGAGCGCCCUGGAGCCACUGGCCUGUGAACAUCUUUCCCGGCCCCUCGCCGAAACCCCUUGCAACCGCCAUGUGCCCCGUCCAGCCACCUGGGCCAUAGGGAACUGGUCUCAGUGCUCAGUGACAUGUGGGGUGGGCACUCAGCACCGAAGUGUCCUCUGCACCAAUGACACCGGCGUCCCCUGUGAUAAGGCUCAGCAGCCAGCAAGUGAAGCCACCUGCCCUCUGCCACCCUGCCCUUAGCCUCUGGACAUGCUGGGCUCUGAAGGCUCAGGCAGCGUCUCUUCCAGCCAUGAGCUCUUCAAUGAGGUCGACUUCAUCCCACGCCACCUGGCCCCACGCCCUGUGCCUCCCUCAUCCCCUGAGCCAGCCAGCAUGGGCAAUGCCAUCGAGGAGGACGACCUGGACCUGCCAGGGCCUGUGUUUGUCGAUGACUUCUACUAUGACUACAAUUUCAUUAACUUCCAUGAGGAUCUGUCCUAUGAUCCCUUCGAGGAGCCCCAUAUAGUCCCAGUGGUAACAGGGCAUAGGACAGCAGGGCCCCUUGUGGGCACCCCCAUGCCUACUACAGAGCCUCCUGUGGCUGGGGAGGAAGGAGUGCUGGGAUCUCAGUCCCCUAGCCCUUGGCCCAGGCAAGCCAGCCCCACCCUGCCCCCACCCUUGGAGCAGACCCCUGAGAUCCCCUUGGCCAAUUUCUUGCCUGAGGGAGGCACCCCUAUGGGGGCCCCGGGCCUUGGGCUCCCCAGCUUGCCCUGACCUCCUGCUUCAGUCCUUGGCAUACCUAAACCUGCUGCCCCUGGGGGCCAAGAUGAGCUCCUAGUAGAGGAGGACAGCCAGAGCCAGCUGCCCCCUCCAUGGCAGGACAGGACCAAUGAGGUUUCCAAGGAUGAUGAGGAACCUGUGGGCCAUAGAGUACCCCUCCUGCCCCUGAGACCCAGCCCCAUGCUGGCCCGUUUGCCUACCAUUGGACCCACGCCCUCCUCUCCUAGACCUGAUGUGCCAGAGCUGUGGACAGGGGGCGCUGUGGCCUGGAAGCCAGCUCUGGAGGGUGUUCUGGGGCCUGUGGACAGUGAGCUGUGGCCCACUGUGGCUCUUCCCCUCCUUCCUUCCACAGCUGGUCUACCAGAGAUUAAGAGUGGGGACAGCCCCCUGGGGCUGGGGACUCCCACUUCUUCACCCUCAGGACUGAGCUUAUGGGACUUCCUUGGGACAACCCUGACUGGCACAGGGCACAUGCCCUGGGUGACUGCCCUGAGCCCAGGACCUUUGGGCUAGGCUGAGUCCUCCAGCCCUGAGGCAACUCUGAGCUCUGGGCUACUGUCCACACUAGAUCAGAACAGUAUCACCGACAGCAGCAGAGCUCCUGAGGCCCAGCCCCUGAACCCCAGCCUGGCUGAGGAGGGGUCUCCCAUGGACCUGCUAGCUGCGAGGAAUGCCAGCUGGCAAGUAGGAAACUGGAGCCAGUGCUCUACCACCUGCGGCCUGGGCGCUGCCUGGAGGCCUGUGCGCUGUAGCUCAGGCCGGGAGGAGGACUGCAUUCCCGCUGGCCGGCCCCAGCCUGCCCGCCGUUGCCACCUGCGGCCCUGUGCCGCCUGGCACCCAGGCAACUGGAGUAAGUGCUCCCGCAGCUGUGGUGGAGGAUCCUCAGUGCGGGAUGUACAGUGUGUGGACACAUGGGACCUCCAGCCACUGCGGCCCUUCCACUGCCAGCCAGGGCCUGCCAAGCCACCUGCCCACUGGCGCUGCGGGGCCCAGCCCUGCCUCUGCUGGUACAUCUCUUCCUGGAGGGAGUGCUCUGAGGCCUGUGGCGGCUGUGAGCAGCAGCGUCUGGUGACCUGCCCAGAGCCAGGCCUCUGCGAGGAGGUGCUGAGGCCCCCCAGCACGCAGCCCUGCAACACCCACCCCUGCACACAGUGGGUGGUAGGGCCCUGGGGCCAGUGCUCAGCCCUCUGUGGCGGUGGCAUCCAGCGGCGCCUGGUCAAGUGUGUCAACACCCAGACAGGGCUGCCUGAGGAAGACAGUGACCAGUGUGGCCAUGAGGUCUGGCCUGAGAGCUCCCGGCCAUGUGGCACCGAGGACUGUGAGCAAUGUGAGCUGGUUGAGCCUCCACGUUGUGAGCGUGACUGUCUGUCCUUCGGGUUCUGUCAGACCCUGCGCCUCCUGGGCCGCUGCCCUAUCCGCACCCAGUGCUGUCGCACAUGCCCCCUGCCCGGACACAGUGCCCCCUCCUGGGGCCAGCAGCGGGUCGCCCGCCGCUGACCUAAACCCCAGCCUGAACCAGCACCAGGACACACAGACCAACUGUUUGACGCACAGACCUCAGUGCCCACCAUGGGCCCCUGUGCCCUAAUGGUGCUAAUCUCCUCCUGUCCCCCUCAGAAAAGGUAUUUUUUUAUUCUGACAGUUGUGUAACAUUUAUUAUUA